CAGCGUCAUCGACAGGCCAGUGAAAUCUCCGGGCCAGCUAAAAGCCAUAGCUGACAAAAGUAAUAAAAAUAAAAAUAAUAAAAAGCUGCAAGGAAAAACAAGAAAAUUGCUCAAACAACAUGAAAAUCAAACAUUAUCCGGGCAAAGCUGUCGAUGCGAGCCUCUCGCUGGACAACGACAGCGCCAUGAGCGCCCUGUAUGAGGCCAACUGGCUGCAGGCGCAUCAUCAGCACCAUCGCGCGCAAACGACGCAGCCCACACUCAGCCGACAGCCGAGCAAUGCCGGCUCGAGCAGUUUCCUGCUCGAUGGCAUCUCGGCUCUGAGCAAGUAUCAAAUGACGCUGGAGAACAUUAGGCGGCUGGAGCAGCAGGCGCAGGACAAGCGCAUUGUGAGUGCCAUCAAGGAGCUGAAUGGCUACAGGCCGUCGGCGCUGCAGCAUCACCAGCAGCAGCAGCUGGACAAUGGCUGGGUGGCUGAGGAGGAAACGGAGGCGGAGGAGCAGCAAUUGAGAGAGAAACCAAAAACUGACAAUGCUCCAACGCCAAGCGCCGCCAACGUUAAUCACUAUGUAGUUGAUCCAACGGAACGCCAGCGCCUGCCACGCCCACGGCAGCAGCUGUCCGUGAAGCCGCCCUCGCUGCGUCGCAGUCAGACGAUGCUGCAGCAUCCGCCGCCCAGUUAUGUGACACUGCGUGCGCCCAAAUCGAAACCCGCCCAACACAACAGCAGCAACAGCUCCUCCGCCUACUCCACAUUCUCCUCCGCUGCCGAGGAUCGGCCAGCGGAGCGUGUCAUCUGCCAGCAGCCGUUGCGCCUGCUCCAGCCACCCACAGAGCCGCCGCCACCUCCGCCCACAGCCGGCAGCAAAGCAGCGCGCGCCUUCAAGCCGCUCAGCAGAUCACAGACGAGCGUGCAGCGCUAUGCCACCAUCCGCAUGCCCAACCACUCCGCCUCCUUCUGCCGGACUACAGCGCGUGCCGCAGAAACGCCAGACAUCAGACGGCACAGCCUGGAGCAGGCGCUGCAAGGCCUGCAGCUAGAGGAGCAGCUGCCAGUGCCGGCUGCUGCAGAGCCAGUUGUGAGCAGGCAGCCCGAGAGACAGACGUCGCGUCACAUCUCGCCUGGGUCCAGCAGCAAUGGCAGCGCAAAGGAUCUCAACGGCGAGGGCUUCUGCAUACCGCGACCACGCCUCAUUGUGCCCGUGCACACAUACGCGCGACGCCGUCGCACCGGGAAUCUCAAGGAGCAGUCGGGCAAAGCGCAGGACGAGGAUGUAACCAGUGAUGGACGCGUGGAGGUGUCACGCGAGGGCAAGUACCUGUCGACGCUCUCCGGCGCCAAGGUGCUGGGCGAAUUGGCCAUUUUGUACAACUGCCAGAGGACGGCGACAAUCACAGCGAUCACCGAAUGCAAUCUGUGGGCGAUCGAGCGUCAAUGCUUCCAGACGAUCAUGAUGCGAACGGGCCUCAUUCGGCAGGCGGAAUACACGGAUUUCCUCAAGAGUGUGCCCAUUUUCAAGGACUUGGCCGAAGAUACACUGAUCAAAAUCUCCGAUGUGCUUGAGGAGACGCACUACCAGCGGGGUGAUUAUAUUGUGCGCCAGGGCGCUCGCGGCGACACCUUCUUCAUCAUCUCGAAGGGCAAGGUGCGUGUGACAAUCAAGCAGCAGGAUACCCAGGAGGAGAAAUUCAUCCGCAUGCUGGGCAAAGGUGACUUCUUUGGCGAGAAGGCGCUGCAGGGAGAUGAUCUGCGCACAGCCAACAUCAUUUGUGAGUCGCCCGAGGGUGUCAGCUGUUUGGUCAUUGAUCGCGAGACAUUCAAUCAGCUAAUAUCGAGCCUGGACGAGAUCAAGCAUCGUUAUGACGAUGAGGGUGCCAUGGAACGCAGAAAGAUCAAUGAGGAGUUCCGCGACAUUAAUCUGACAGAUCUGCGUGUGAUCGCCACACUGGGUGUGGGAGGCUUCGGGCGCGUGGAGCUGGUGCAAGUGAAUGGCGACAACUCGCGUUCGUUUGCCCUCAAGCAGAUGAAGAAGUCGCAGAUUGUGGAGACGCGUCAGCAGCAGCACAUCAUGUCCGAGAAGGAAAUAAUGGGCGAGGCCAACUGCCAGUUCAUUGUGAAGCUGUUCAAGACCUUCAAGGACAAGAAGUAUCUGUACAUGCUGAUGGAGAGCUGUCUGGGCGGCGAGCUCUGGACGAUAUUGCGUGAUAAGGGCAACUUCGAUGAUGCCACCACUAGAUUCUAUACGGCUUGCGUGGUUGAGGCAUUCGACUAUCUGCACUCGCGCAACAUUAUCUACAGGGAUCUGAAGCCGGAGAACCUGCUGCUGGAUGAGAAGGGAUACGUGAAGCUGGUGGACUUUGGCUUUGCCAAGAAGCUGCAGACGGGCCGCAAAACCUGGACUUUCUGUGGCACGCCCGAAUAUGUGGCGCCCGAGGUGAUACUGAAUCGAGGCCAUGACAUAAGCGCCGAUUACUGGUCGCUUGGCGUGCUCAUGUUUGAGCUGCUCACGGGAACUCCACCGUUUACGGGCUCGGAUCCCAUGCGCACAUACAACAUUAUACUUAAGGGCAUCGAUGCCAUCGAAUUUCCGCGCAAUAUCACACGCAACGCCAGCAAUCUGAUCAAGAAACUGUGUCGCGAUAAUCCCGCCGAGCGUUUGGGCUAUCAACGCGGCGGCAUUAGCGAAAUACAGAAACACAAAUGGUUCGAUGGCUUCUAUUGGUGGGGCCUGCAGAAUCGCUCUCUGGAGCCACCAAUAAAGCCCAGCGUGAAGAGCGUUGUGGACACAGCCAACUUCGAUGACUAUCCACCCGAUCCGGAGGGACCGCCACCAGAUGAUGUUAGUGGCUGGGACAAGGAUUUCUAGUGUAGAAAACGUACGGAAUGUUUUUUUUUUACAUUUUUUUUGACGCUGCUCUCUAGCGAACGAUGUCGCGCAGCUGCUGCCACUGGAGAGAGAGGGUUAUUGAUAAGCGAUCGGUUGGAUCUUAACUAGUGCGCCAUUUGUGUGCCAAAGCAAUAGUCAGGAUCAGCCUUCCACAAUAAUGAAAGCUGAUCCCCCAAGUAGCAGUCGCAACGCCUAGGGUCCUCAUACUACUAAUCGUCGUAACCAUAUAUCGUAAUCGCAAAAAAAAAAAAGAAGAAAAAGAAA
Molecule: messenger RNA, 3152 nt
Organism: Drosophila navojoa
Lineage: Eukaryota; Metazoa; Arthropoda; Insecta; Diptera; Drosophilidae
Gene: for
Product: cGMP-dependent protein kinase for
Biological process (GO): protein phosphorylation
Molecular function (GO): ATP binding; cGMP-dependent protein kinase activity
Source: RefSeq, a predicted model, not a curated record